CUGAUUUUAGACUGAAAGAUGUGGAGUGGGCUGUUGCCUCCUGGUGUGAAUGAAAAUGAUGUUGACUUGAGUUCUGAUGAUGGAGACCCAGCGGAUGGCCCUAUAUCUUGCUCCAAGGAAGAUAAAGGAGAUGAGGAUGUCAAAGGAGUUCAGAAAUUUCAGGAGCUGCAGAAGAAAAACUUGGAAAUGAAAGUCCAAACAAAUCAGGAAAACAGGGGUAAAAAGAGAAAACGUUACAGAAAAGAAAAACUGAAAAAGAGCAUAAAAGAAAUGAUUGAAAGUCAGCAGUCUUCAAAUGAAGGUCAAUGGAAGGAACUCUCACAAUACUUUGGAAUUAAUGAUAGGUUUGAAUCUCUUGUGAGCAACAGGGCUGCCCAAAAGUCUGGUCUUGAAGUCAGCAUAGACAAAUCUGUGACUGAAGGGGAUAUUGAGAGAGCUGAGGAACUGAGUAAUAGAUUAGCCACUCGUGAGCUCGGCGUGAAAAUUGCUAAAGCUGUUGCUUGUCGCAACUUUGUAAAAGCCAAGCAAGAUACGGAGGCUUCCCAAGAAGCUCGAAAGAAAAAGAAGCUUGCCUGGGGAUUUGAAGCGAAGAAAAGAUGGGAAACAAAAAGCAACAUGGGAUACAUGUAGUUCUGUCUUGAUCUCAUCUGAAAGUAAAGCUGUUUAAAAUAUAAUUAUUGGGGGUUUAAUACAGUAUGUGCUGCCUCUUUUAUGCUUGCAUAACUAAAUCUUGAACAACUAAGCAAGAUUGAUAGUAGUUUAAAAAAACUAAGCAAAC
This is a messenger RNA of Malaclemys terrapin pileata, 778 nucleotides long. RefSeq names its product protein FAM204A-like. The transcript has a single exon. NCBI's taxonomy places the organism in Eukaryota, Metazoa, Chordata, Testudines, Emydidae. The record is from RefSeq and is a predicted model, not a curated record. The coding region runs from base 19 to 630 and encodes 203 amino acids.